GCCCGGAUGUGGCCGGCGCCGGAAGAGAAGCGGGUCUGUUCUCGGCCGGCCAUCUUGUGCGGCAGGCAGCAGGGCGCGGGGGGCCCGGCAGCAUCGGAGCAGGAUCCCGCCGACGGGGGCCCAUCAUGCCCGGACACCUGCAGGAGGGCUUCGGCUGCGUCGUCACCAACCGCUUCGACCAGCUUUUCGAUGACGAGUCCGACCCCUUCGAGGUGCUGCGGGCGGCCGAGACUCGGCGGAAAGAGAGCGGCGGCGGCGGCGGGGCCCAGGGGGGCGGCGGGGCCCGGGGCGGCUCGGGCGGAGCGCAGAGCAACAGCGCGGGAGGAGCCGGCGGCGGAACGGCGGGACAGGCCGCGACGGGCGGAGCGGGGAGCGCGGCCAAACAGCUGCGCAGGGAGUCCCAGAAGGAGCGGAAGAACCCGCUGCCGCCAUUCGCCGCGUCCGCCGGGGGAGAGCGACGGGAGGACGGCGGCGGGCAGAGCGGAGCGGCGCUGCGCAAGGACGGGAUAAGGCGCAUUGGCAGGAGGCCUGAUCAGCAGCAGCAGCAGCAGGGUGAAGGCAAACCCAUUGACAGGAGACCUGAGAGACGACCUCCCCGUGAGCGCCGAUUUGAUAAACCUGCCGAUGAGAAGGGCGAAGGAGGAGAAUUCUCUGUUGAUAAACCCAUCCUGGACCGACCGAUGCGUGGCCGUGGUGGACUUGGAAGAGGCCGCGGCCGUGGCCGUGGGAUGGGCAGAGGAGAUGGGUUUGACUCUCGUGGCAAACGUGAAUUUGACAGACAUAGUGGCAGCGAUAGAUCUUCUGUUUCACAUUCACAUUUCAGCGGCCUGAAGCAUGAGGACAAGCGAGGUGGCAGUGGAUCACACAACUGGGGAACCGUCAAAGACGAGCUCACUGAAUUGGAUCAGUCUGCUGUUACUGAGGAAACGCCAGAGGGAGAGGAACAUCCGCCUGCUGAUUCUGAAAACAAGGAAAAUGAGGUUGAAGAAGUUAAGGAGGAAGGUCCUAAGGAAAUGACCCUGGAUGAAUGGAAAGCUAUUCAAAGUAAGGAUCGUGCAAAGGUUGAGUUCAACAUCCGUAAACCAAAUGAGGGUGCUGAUGGGCAAUGGAAAAAAGGAUUUGUUCUUCACAAGUCAAAGAGCGAGGAGACAAAGGCGAUGACAGAAAUGCAGGGGAGUCUGCUGGAGUCAAAUGAGGCUCAUGCUGAGGACUCGGUAAUGGAUCAUCACUUCCGUAAGCCUGCCAAUGACAUCACAUCCCAGCUGGAGAUCAACUUUGGAGACCUUGGCCGCCCCGGACGCGGUGGCCGAGGGGGCCGGGGUGGCCGAGGACGUGGAGGCAGGGCCAGCCGUGGGGGCAGGACUGACAAGUUGGUGAAGGAGUUUGAUGUGAUCCACACGCCCAACCAGUCGAGUGCUUCUGCUCCUGAUGUAGAUGACCCAGAGGCUUUCCCAGCUCUGUCCUAAACUGGAUGUCAUAAGCCAACCCUGCCCUCGUUGGGCCUUCCUCUCCGAGGCUUGCAUGCUUAAGGAUCCUAAACAACUAAGAAAUUUAAAAAAAAAAAAAAAAAAAAAAANAAAAAAAAAAAAAAAAAAAAAAAAAAAAAAAAAAAAAAAAAAGAGGAGACUGUCAUUCAUACCAUUCACACCUAAAGACUGAAUUUUAUCUGUUUCGAAAAUGAACUUCUCUCGCUACACAGAAGCAACAAUAUGGUAGUCAGUUUUGUAUUUAGAAAUGUAAUGGUAGCAGGGAUGUUUUCAUAAUUUUUUCAGAGAUUAUGCAUUCUUCAUGGAUACUUUUUUGUAUUGCUGCUUGAAAAUAUGCGUUUCCAAACUUGAAAUAUAGGUGUGAACAGUGUGUACCAGUUAAAAGCUUUCACUUCAUUUGUGGGUUUAUUUUUGAAUUCAGGAUUUUAGAGAUUUUCCCCCUCCCUGCGAGCUGGAUUGGAAUCCUCGCACACAACUCGUGUUCCCUUGGCUCCUGCUUAGCAGGUUUUUAUCGGCCCGUGCUCUUUUGGAAUAUGUGGCAUUCUAGUUUGGCAGACCGAGCGUUGUCUGAAAUACCAACUGCUGGAGUUAGUUCGCUUUUAAUGCUUAAUUUCAGACUUGGAAAAGCGGUCACUUUUCAUCUGCUUGGUAGUUUGUUUACACAAAAGCUUUAUACAGAAUCGAUAGCAGGUACUUGAGAAAUCCUCCAGGGUUGGGUUCUGGUUCCGUAGCUGCGUAUCCAGCAGUGUUGUGUGGAUCCAUCGGUCUGAGCAGGUUUUAAAAUCAGUGUGAUGCCUUUCAUUCACCCUUCUUACCAUUUUAUUCCCCCCUUCAAGAAGCUUUGUUGGCAAAAAGGAAAAAAAAAAAAAAAGGAAAAAAAAGCUUUUAAAUUCCACCUGCUUUUCCUUUUUGGGGUGCCCUGUAGCUGAGCCACCUCUUGUGCAGAGCUGGGGGGGAGGUGGCAGCUGUGGCAGGAGGGCUGGGGGCACUGCAGGUUGUGUGAUGCAGAAAGGUGCAGAACAGAACCCGGCGCUUCACCUUUAGGCUAAGUUUCAUUCUGUAUCUGUGUGCUGUUUGGGGCUGGACUGCUGGCUGACAAAUGAAUGUUCUUCAGAGAGCGAUUGUAAGAAAUCCUUCACACCCCUGUAGUAAGUUGUAGGUUUAAUUUAAUCCCCGCCAAUGGGGACAUUGCCACUUUGGUACCCAAAAGCAGUUUGGAGAAAGACAAAUAAGGAGGGUUUCGUAGGGUUUUUAUCUGCAGCAUUUAGUAGGAGACUAGAAGCAGGAUUCUCGUUUUAUUUAAUGUUUUACACUUUGGACAGCUUAAAACAUUUGUAGUUUCGUAACUAGGUAGAUAGGAAACAAAUGGUAAUGCCCUAUUUUUUUAAAAGCUGUACAGGACAGGCAAAAAGUAUCAGAGUCCUUUGACUAUGUAAUACCGAACUCCUUAACGGUGGCGUUGGCUGGCUUGAUUUCCCUGAACUAUUUUCUACAGAUGUGUUUGUUGUAAACCACUGUUAAUACCAUCCUGUCAGACUUCCUAGUUUCUCACCUGCCAGUUCAAAGCACCAGGCUGGGAGGAGGAGGCCGGUUUUCAGCUGGUGGAUGGUGAUGGCUCUUGGUUUGUUUCUCCCCACUAAGCAGACAGGCGGGUGCUCGGUGCAGGGGCUGCGCUCCUUCCAGCACUGAGUGUUUCUCUUCCAUCUCCCACUCUGAGUUAGUAGAACAUGCUGCAGUUUCAGUUUUGGGACGCCUUGAGUUAAUACAACUAAUUGCCUUGAUGUGCAGAAACACUUACAGAAAAGCUUUCUCUGUAACAAAAGCCUUCCCCGCCUCCACACUGUGUAUCUGCUGUUUCAGUUGUCACUCUGCUUUUUUCCAGAUGCCUUCUGGGCUGUCCAGUUGGUCAUUUGGGGCCAGGCUGACCAGAAGCUUUCCCUUCUGCUUUAGAGACUAGAGCAGUUCCUGGAACGGCACGUCACGUACGGUGCUCAAGACAGCUUGUAAAAUGGGCCUGUCUGCUGUUCUGAUAGAUGUACAUUUACCUCUUGCAGCCCAUUCGUGUCAAGAACUAAAACUGUGAACGUAUAUCUUUAAUAUCGGUGGGUGUUAACUGAAAUAAAGGUUUAUUUUCAUGCUCUUUUAAAAA
This is a messenger RNA of Coturnix japonica (Japanese quail), 3636 nucleotides long. RefSeq names its product SERPINE1 mRNA binding protein 1 (gene SERBP1). Gene Ontology annotation, molecular function: mRNA 3'-UTR binding. Gene Ontology annotation, cellular component: cytoplasm; nucleus. The record is from RefSeq and is a predicted model, not a curated record. Lineage: Eukaryota; Metazoa; Chordata; Aves; Galliformes; Phasianidae.